Molecule: messenger RNA, 1311 nt
Organism: Cololabis saira (Pacific saury)
Lineage: Eukaryota; Metazoa; Chordata; Actinopteri; Beloniformes; Belonidae
Product: immunoglobulin lambda-1 light chain-like
Exons: 5
Coding region: 173-1123 (316 amino acids)
Source: RefSeq, a predicted model, not a curated record
UCAAUCAGCAGCAGCAGCUUCUCUGUGGUCUGCAGGGGCUGAUGGGAGUUUCCAGGAGCUGCUAGAAAGCAGCUUUUCCUGCUCUGGUCUCACAGCUCGUCCUUGUUGGGUCUGGGCUGCAUCAGAGCUCCACUUCUCCCCAGGUUCACCAGAGGAAACACCACGGACCAAAAUGCUUUUCCUCCCAGCUGCUGCUCUGUGCUGUCUGUGUUCAGCGCUGGUUGCCAUGGCAGCAGAGCUGGUUCAGGACGAUGUAACACUGACCAGGAGAAUUGGACAAAGUGUCUCCUUCAGCUGUGGACGAACUGAUCAGUGUGAUGGUGACUACAUAUUCUGGUAUCAGAAAAAAGAAAUGGAAACUUUCGGAUUGAUUUUCCCAAUUGACAUUAACUGUCAAACUUAUUCAGGCAACAAUCAUCCUCAGGAAGCAGAUUUCUCAGCUGAAAAUACACAGAACGGUUGUUUGUUGAAGCUAAACAGAGUUAAACUGGAUCAUUCAGCCACCUACUACUGCAUGUGUUGGAAGAGAGUCGCCCACAGAUACGGGUACUACUUCAUCUUUGGACCUGGAAGUAAACUGUAUGUAACCGAUGAGCAGGCAGUGAAGCCCGUGGUGAGCGUGUACCCAGCAGCAUCCAGAGUCCACCUGGGGGGGGGCAGCUCCCUGCUGUGUGUGGCCUCAGCCAUGUUUCCUCCUAGGGUCCGGUUCUCCUGGAAAAGACAGAAGAAGAACGGCCCGCUGGAGGACGUCCCCCCUGCCGAGGGAGAGCAGGUGGAGCUCAGAGAGCCGGGACGCAGCGCCUCCAUCAUGGUGGUCCACCGCCUCCAUCAGGACACGUACAGAUACAGCUGCUACGUCAAGCACGAGGGCGGCACGGUGGAGGUCCAGACACAAGGUGACGGAGGCUCGGUGACUACAGCAGAGGACGGACAUAUGUCCCUGCAACUCCCAACAUUUUCCUUCUCUGUUUCAGAGCUUCCAGGUUCAGGGUUCUUCCAGACUGAGUGCAGGGUGAAGCUGCUCUGCCUGCUGUACACAGUGCUGACCCUGAAGAGUCUGCUGUACUGCUGUGGACUCUCUCUGCUGAUGGUCCUCAGGAACAAGGGGUCGUCCACCAACUGAACACAUGCUGACUGGUUUCUCUGAUAAUCUCACUCAUCACAUCAUUUAUACUCUUGAUAUACACAAAUGAUUAACCAUCUUGGUGAUAUUUCUAAUUUUUACAGCAUUUAUUUUUCCUUUUUUCCUUUUUAAUAUUCUGUAUGCGCACAGUUUGGAAUCUGAUUCACGUUUAAUCAAUAUUAUCGUCA